AUGAGCGCUUUUCCGAUGAUGCGUGCCGUACCGCAGGCAUGCCGUGCCGCAUCAAUGGCCGAAGCUCGAGUCGGAUUGGGCAUGCGCAUGCCUCAACAGGUGCGAACAUACUAUGGCAAGCGGAUCGACCCACGCACGCGCUUCGAAGCGGCACAACGCAACAUGCGCCCCCGCAUUGCCACAGCUUCUGCGUCCAGCCCUGCUUCUACGAUGCGCAUGGGAUUGAUGCUGGGUGGUGGCUCGCUCAUCGCAGCAGCCGGAUUGAGCGCCUUCACUUCCGAAAACGUCCAGUGCGAAUCCGCUCGACCCUACGCUACCCCCUCCGCGCCCGUCAAUGUCUCGACCGCCGAGGACACCACCACCGUCUCGACCGAACCUCAAAGCAUCGUCAACGUCUACCAGCUCUCGUUCGGCACCAUCUGCGGUGUCUGUGCCGGCGUGUUUAUCAAGAAGGGUCUCAAGUUCAUCGCCUUCCUCCUCGGCGGCGGCUACAUUCUGCUUCAGUACCUCAACAGCCAGAGACUUAUCUCGGUCAAUUGGUCGGCGAUUAACUCGCGCUACGACAAGCUUGUGGGCAGUGCCGCUGGGCCUGAGACGUCGAGCAAUGUGCGCGGCUUCUCGGGCAGCACGCUGCAGCGCAUUUGGAACCGAACCACCGACUUCCUCGUGGCCGACUUCCAGCCGCGUGCAACGUUCAUGGCAGGUCUUCUUCUCGGCCUGCGCCUCGGUUGA
Molecule: messenger RNA, 732 nt
Organism: Sporisorium graminicola
Lineage: Eukaryota; Fungi; Basidiomycota; Ustilaginomycetes; Ustilaginales; Ustilaginaceae
Exons: 2
Coding region: 1-732 (243 amino acids)
Biological process (GO): autophagy of mitochondrion
Cellular component (GO): mitochondrial outer membrane
Source: RefSeq, a predicted model, not a curated record